ACCAUUACUCCCAUACUCAAUCAUCCAGCACCCUCACUGACACCGGGAAAUUUCACUCGGACCAUGCAAACCGAUGAAGAUUUUAAUAUUCGCUUUGUGAACCUUGUUCGUAAUCAUAAGUGUUUGUAUGACAAAAAAGUUCCGGAAUAUCGUAAUCGUGAUAAUCAGGAGAAGGCAUGGUAUCAAAUAUCAUUGGAGACCAAAGAGAGUGUCAUUCACUGUAAAGAACGCUGGCGUAAUUUACGAGCCUGUCUCUCCCGCUACAUCAAACAGCAAAGCGGUAAUGAUCCUCAACACAAACCCUAUUAUCUAACCGAACACAUGGCAUUUCUAUUGCCUUUCCUAAAGACCACCAGAAAUUCGCUCGAUGGCAAUAGUAGCCUCGCCACACUUUAUCAAUAUUCCCAGCAACAACAACAAUUGCAACAACAGCAGCAACAACAACAAAACAAUUCCAUUUCAACCACCCUGCAGGUAAUGGUGCCACCACAACAACUAAACUACAAAGAACAUCAUGGGCUGGAGGUGAAACAUUCUCUCUCCGAUAAUGAAGAUGAAGAGACCAUUGAUGCUUUUGAUCCGGCCAUAACAGCCAAUCUACAUAUGCAACAAAAUCCCAACUCACCACCUCUCAGCGAUACAGCCAGCGCCAAUACAAUGCAAAAUUUUAUACCUGAUGUCCAGCUAUCGGAGUUGCGAACACCCGAUGGAGUGGUCCACGACUAUGUGAAUGCAAAUAUUCGUCGAGAUUCAUCUCAUCAUGAUUUUUUGCACGAACCAAAACGCAUCAAAACCGAGUGCCAUGCCAGUGAGGCCACAACCACGGCGCAGCUGCAUAUGUAUGCGGGGGAACAGGCCGAUAUGGAAUUCUUUCGUAGCAUAUUGCCGGAUAUUGCGGCAUUGACGCCACAUCAAAAGCGUAAAUUAAAAAUUGGUAUCCUAGAGCUAAUCGAUGAUGUGGUGGAACGAUAUCCCUUGGAACGAAGUAGUACAAAUAAUGCCAACAUUAACAACACAAGUAACAAUAAUGUGACUAGUCAAACCACACCCAAUGCGAGUAGCAAAUCGCGGCGAAAUUCCUCACGAGGAGAUUGGCACAAAUAA
Molecule: messenger RNA, 1104 nt
Organism: Musca vetustissima
Lineage: Eukaryota; Metazoa; Arthropoda; Insecta; Diptera; Muscidae
Product: J domain-containing protein DDB_G0295729
Exons: 2
Coding region: 64-1104 (346 amino acids)
Biological process (GO): regulation of transcription by RNA polymerase II
Cellular component (GO): transcription regulator complex; nucleus
Molecular function (GO): DNA binding
Source: RefSeq, a predicted model, not a curated record